Molecule: messenger RNA, 852 nt
Organism: Histoplasma mississippiense
Lineage: Eukaryota; Fungi; Ascomycota; Eurotiomycetes; Onygenales; Ajellomycetaceae
Exons: 3
Coding region: 1-852 (283 amino acids)
Biological process (GO): mitochondrial respiratory chain complex III assembly
Cellular component (GO): mitochondrion
Source: RefSeq, a predicted model, not a curated record
AUGUCCAUGUCCACAUCCACACCUCCGCCCAAGAAGAGCAGUAAUAGAAAAUUACUGCGCGAUUUAAAAAAUGAGCCUGUUAACUCGCCAUCUUCGCCAAUAUCUCAUAUAGCGAACUCACUCCAGUCGCGCGCCUCGCGCACGACAGAGACGUAUACAGCCUUCGGAGCUACUAAGAAGAUGUUCGAGGCUUGCCAGCUGCAGGCGGACUAUAAGAUUCCUCAAGCGUCGCAACCCCGUGGCGUAGUGCCCAAGACUGCCCAUGGAGAGGACCUAGGCGUGGGUGAAGGGGCGUGGUAUAAAGAACUCGGCCUCCUCCCAACCUUCUCCACCUGGUCCCAAAUCACCUUCCUACACAUGUACCUCUUAACCGUCCGCCUUCGCGCCCUCCCUUCCCCCGAGAGCUUCCGCACGUAUUCCCAACACCUCCUCGACAACUUCUCGCACAACGCCGAACACCGCAUGACCAUCUACCACGGCAUGACCAUGCGCGGUAUUCGCAACCGCUACCUCAAAGACUUGUUCAUCCAAUGGCGCGGCGUGCUCGCCGCAUAUGACCAAGGCCUAGUGUCCGGCGACGCAGUGCUUGGGGCGGCUGUGUGGAGGAACAUUUGGAAGGCGUCGCAUGUGGACCCGAAUGCAGGCGGUGAUGGGAAUGUGCCGGAGGAAAUGGAUUGGCGGAAAGUGGCAGCUGUGGUUGGAUACAUGAGGAGGGUGCUGGUGGAGUUGAGUCGGGUGCCCCAUGAGGGCUUGGUGGAUUUGGUUGUUGGGAAGAAGGUUUUUGGGUUGACUCGGCAGGAUUGGGGGUUGGUUGGGACUGUAUAUCAUCUCUGCGUAAUUCAAAGGACAUGA